This is a messenger RNA of Truncatella angustata, 2754 nucleotides long. RefSeq names its product carbamoyl-phosphate synthase subunit L. NCBI's taxonomy places the organism in Eukaryota, Fungi, Ascomycota, Sordariomycetes, Amphisphaeriales, Sporocadaceae. Bases 239 to 2368 code for a protein of 709 amino acids. The record is from RefSeq and is a predicted model, not a curated record. Gene Ontology annotation, cellular component: mitochondrion. Gene Ontology annotation, molecular function: methylcrotonoyl-CoA carboxylase activity; metal ion binding; ATP binding. The transcript is spliced from 2 exons.
AGACCCCAAGACAGACCCGAACCCACGGCAUUCAACGGCAGAAGCACCUGCGCAUAACGUCGGCCCUCUGUCAUCAAACCCAGACCCAACCCCAAACUGACAUGCUUCCUCUUCACCAUGGAAUGCGUACGGCCGCAGGACAUUUUCUGUUCCUUUGCAAUGGGCCAUGUAGAUUUCACAUUUGCUUCGAGAUACCCCAAUUGACCCUGCCCAAGCCCUAGUACUCAUAUACGUGAAGAUGCGUUCCAUCAAACCUCGUCAUAUCCCCCGCCGUCUGUUCAAUUCCAGUGCCGCCGCAUCCUCGGCCCCCGUAACACCCAUAACCUCCCUCCUGAUAGCCAACCGCGGCGAGAUCGCCCUGCGCAUAAACAAAACUGCCAAACGCCUCGGCAUCCAGACCACCACCCUCUACACGGACCCUGAUGCCUCCUCCCAGCACGCCGCCUGCUCCCCCAAUGCCAUCGGUCUGGGCGCCGCGAAUGCUUACCUCGACGGCGAGCGUAUCGUGAGAUUGGCCAAGCAGCAUGGCAUACAAGCCCUCCAUCCGGGCUAUGGCUUCCUGUCCGAGAACGCCGCCUUUGCCGCGCGGUGCGAGCAGGAAGGCAUUGUGUUCGUGGGCCCCCCUGCCAAGGCCAUGGAGGAGAUGGGCAACAAGGCCAGGAGCAAGGAGAUCAUGACCAAGGCCGGUGUGCCUUGUGUCCCGGGCUAUCACGGCAGUGACCAGGGCGAAGCGCAGCUGUUGAACCAUGCCAAGGAGGUCAAGUUCCCAGUCUUGCUCAAGAGUGUCAAAGGUGGCGGUGGAAAGGGCAUGCGCAUUGUCCUGGAGGAGAGCGAGUUCUUACAGCAGCUCAAGAGCGCCAGGGCGGAAGCCAGGGCAAGUUUCGGAGAGGGCGGCGAGGUCAUGUUGGUCGAGAAGUACAUCGUCCGCCCGAGGCACGUCGAGGUGCAGGUUUUCGCCGAUAAGCUGGGCAACUGCGUCGCCUUGGGCGAACGUGACUGCAGUGUGCAGAGGCGGCACCAGAAGAUUCUCGAGGAGUCGCCAGCGCCGAAUCUGGAUCAUGUCACUAGACUCGAUCUAUGGGACAAGGCCAAGACCGCUGCGUUGGCGGUCGGCUACGUGGGCGCCGGUACCGUCGAGUUCAUCCUCGACAAGGAUACCGGCGAGUUCUACUUCAUGGAGAUGAACACCAGACUGCAGGUUGAGCACCCCGUGAGCGAAAUGGUCACAGGCACGGAUCUAGUUGAGUGGCAAUUCAGAGUCGCCGCUGGCGAGAAGCUGCCGUUGACACAAGACGAGAUCACCGAGAGGAUCAAGCAGCGCGGCGCAGCGAUCGAGGCCAGAAUUUACGCAGAAAGCCCAGAGAAGGGCUUCCUUCCUGACUCCGGCAAGCUUGUCCACCUCACCACACCAAAAACGGACGACGAUGUCAGGAUAGACGCAGGCUUCGUUGAAGGCGAUACCGUGACAGAAGCCUAUGAUGGCAUGAUCGCAAAACUCAUUGUGCGCGGUGACGACCGAGAAACGGCUAUCAGGAGGAUGGAGCGCGCCCUGCGUGAAUACGAGGUCGUGGGCCUUAGCACCAACAUUGAAUUCCUAAAGCAGCUAUGUAACUCGCCCGCUUUUGUCGACGGUGAUGUCGAGACUGGGUUCAUCAAGAAGUGGGAAUCGGAACUUUUUGCGCCGAAAAUCGCACAGCCCGAAGUCUUUGUCCAGGCCGCUUUGGGCCUGUUCGCAUCUUCUCUGCAGUCGGGAGCAGAGCUUCAUGGCAGUUCUCUAGGUUUCGGACAGGCUGCUUCGGAGAGAACGUUCACGUUCAAGAAUCUAGAUGUGCUGGACCAGAAAGAAGGUGAAGUGGUUCAGGUUGCCAUCACCCAGAAAGGUAACCAGCUAUAUGAUGCACGCGUCAUCAGGAAAGGGGAGGAGCCAGCAGUGUUCGAGAGCCUUGUCUCAGCGCCUACUCCCCAGUCACAAAAGGUGAACCUGACGACAUUCUUCCCUGAUGCGAGAGUGGAAACAACCGUUGUACAGGACCCCAAUAACGACAACAAAAUUUCGAUAUUCCAGCACGGUAUCAAGACAGAGUUGUCCCUCGUGUCUCCCGUCUGGUAUGAAAAGGCAUUGGGCAUCAAGGAGAUCAUGGCGUCCGUAGUGGCGCCUAUGCCUUGCAAGGUGCUCAAGAACGAGGUUUCCGAGGGUGAUAUUGUUGUAAAGGGGGCUCCCUUGGUCGUUAUCGAGUCGAUGAAAAUGGAGACCGUGAUCCGCUCGCCGCAAGAUGGUGUCAUCAAGAAGCUGGCUCACAAAGAAGGCGACAAGUGUAAAGCUGGUACGGUUCUCGUAGUAUUCGAGGAGGAAGGAGGCUCCGCAUAAUCCCGGUGUAGUCCAAGUCGAGAUGAGGGCGUUCGGAGUUUUGUUUUCGAGAUCUUUCGCUCGAUAAUUCAAAACAUCUGAAAUAUAGGGAUUAUGAAUUCUUACAAAACCAUUGCCGAGCGAUUAGAAACGACACUCACAAUGCAUCAUCAAUAAACAAUUGGACAUGAACAAUAAAUUAAAACAGCAUCAUAGACAGAUACUUGAACCAAACAGUCAUCAAUUCAGUAUGGCCCUGGACCUGUAUGUUACCAACGACUUAUUGUUGGUUAGUACUACCAGGAAUAAUGCGAAUAUGUCGAGACGGCAACUUUUUCAUAUGUCCUGUUUCUAUUUGCACAUAGUUUGUUUUGGAUGAAUCGUUGACAUGGCCCAUUGUUUUGCAC